Drosophila erecta is the source of this 2580-nucleotide messenger RNA. RefSeq names its product pyruvate kinase. The transcript is spliced from 2 exons. Gene Ontology annotation, cellular component: cytoplasm. Gene Ontology annotation, biological process: glycolytic process. Gene Ontology annotation, molecular function: magnesium ion binding; pyruvate kinase activity; potassium ion binding. The record is from RefSeq and is a predicted model, not a curated record. NCBI's taxonomy places the organism in Eukaryota, Metazoa, Arthropoda, Insecta, Diptera, Drosophilidae. Bases 289 to 2472 code for a protein of 727 amino acids.
UUCAAAAUUCAUCCAUACGCAAGAAUCCUUAGCCGAGGGUCCAAAGUGCCCAUAUGUUCCACUUGCCUGUCAAACCUAAGAUAUCGCUGCUAUGCCAGCAAUUGCAAGAAAGAGAAGGAACCACCGAAGUUCCGGCUGGACCGUGGACCAUUCGCCUCCCAGUUGGAUUACCAGUCGCGACUGCAGUUCCAAGCACCUGCCCUAAGUAUCCCCCUCAGCAGCAUCAUAUGCACCAUUGGACCCUCAUCCAACUGCCCAGAAGUGCUCCUAGAGCUCAUCCGGGCAGGGAUGCGGGUGGUGCGUAUGAACUUCUCUCACGGCACUCACGAGUACCACUGCCAGACUAUACAGGCGGCUCGUAAGGCCAUUGCCAUGUACGUGGAGCAAACGGGUCUGCCCAGAACCUUGGCAAUUGCACUGGACACCAAGGGUCCGGAGAUCCGGACGGGAAAACUGGCCGGUGGCGAUGAUAGAGCUGAGAUAGAGCUAAAGGCCGGAGACAAAGUGACAUUGAGCACUAAGAAGGAGCUGGCAGACAAGAGCACUAAUGAGAAUAUCUACGUGGAUUAUCAGAGAUUACCUGAACUGGUCAAACCAGGAAAUCGCAUCUUUGUAGACGAUGGAUUGAUUGCAUUGGUUGUGAAGGAAUCAAAGGGAGGGGAAGUGAUCUGCCAGGUGGAGAACGGUGGAAAACUGGGCUCCCACAAGGGAAUCAAUUUGCCAGGUGUUCCCGUGGAUCUUCCCAGCGUAACGGAGAAGGAUAAGCAGGAUCUUAAAUUUGGGGCUGAGCAGAAAGUGGACAUUAUCUUCGCAUCGUUCAUCCGAGACGCAAAUGCUCUGAAAGAAAUCCGCCAAGUACUUGGACCGGCGGCGGAGUGUAUAAAGAUCAUCUCUAAGAUUGAAAACCAACAAGGUCUGGCUAACAUAGACGACAUUAUCCGUGAAUCAGAUGGCAUAAUGGUGGCCCGAGGUGAUAUGGGCAUUGAGAUACCCACGGAGGAUGUUCCCCUGGCCCAGAAAUCGAUUGUGGCCAAGUGCAACAAGGUAGGCAAGCCUGUGAUCUGUGCCACCCAGAUGAUGGAGUCGAUGACGACCAAGCCGCGACCCACUCGAGCGGAAGCCUCAGAUGUGGCCAACGCUAUUUUCGAUGGGUCCGAUGCCGUGAUGCUGUCCGGCGAAACGGCCAAGGGAAAGUAUCCGGUGGAGUGCGUGCAGUGCAUGGCCAGGAUCUGUGCCAAGGUCGAAGCAGUUCUGUGGUACGAAAGCCUGCAGAACAGUCUUAAAAGGGAAAUCCGAACCAGUGCCGCCGACCACAUUUCGGCUGUUACCACGGCGAUCGCGGAGGCGGCCACAGUGGGUCAAGCCCGGGCGAUUGUGGUGGCCAGUCCGUGCUCCAUGGUCGCCCAAAUGGUCAGUCACAUGAGGCCGCCGUGUCCCAUUGUGAUGCUCACGGGUAGCCAAUCCGAGGCGGCGCAAUCUCUGCUCUUUCGAGGCGUCUACCCACUCCUCGUCGAGGAAAUGGUUAUUGGCAGCUUUAACUUUCGACGCAUCAUGCAGUCGGGUCUGAAGCUGAUGGGCAAGAUGGACAUCCUGGAGCCGGGUCAGAAGGGAUCGGUGGUGCUGGUCAAUGCCAUGUCGGCGGAAAAGAUCACCUUCCGCCUGUUCACCAUCCGUCAGCAGACCAAGGAAGAACGGGAUCAGGAGGAGCGAUGCCGACAACUGGCCCUGGAGCAGAUCUGCAAGGAGAGAGCUGAAAAGGAGGCCUGCAGAAAGCUCCAGGAAGCGGAGGAAUGUCGGAAGAAAAAAGAGGCAGAAAAAUGUAAGCAGUCCGAAGAGAAACCAAAGCCUUGCCCGAAGAAUAAAUGUCCAAGGCAGGAUGAUAAAAUCUCAAAAUGCAUGCAAGUGCAAGCGAAGGCUGAGGAAAGAACGUGCAAAGAAGAGUUUGAACAGAUGUGCAAGUUUGCUGAAGAGAAAGAGGAAGACGCUGAAAAAUGCAGGAAAGCGGAAGAAGAACGACAGAAAGAGGAAGCUGAAAAGUGUAGGAAAUUGGAAGAAGAAAGGAAAUGCAAGUUGGCUGAAGAGAAGAAAAGAAAUGAGGAGGAACUUAAGAUAAUAGAAGCAGAAGUGGCCAAGCUGGAAGCAGCUGAGAAGGCCAAGCGUUUGAAGGAGGAAGAGGCAAAGAAAGCGGAACUAAUGAACUGCAAAAAAAUGAAUGAAGCGAAAAAGAAGAAGGAACAGGCUGAAAGGUGCAAGAGGGAGCAAAGGGAAAGGGAGCUAGCUGAAAUGGAAAACAAAUGGAAGCAGGUUGCGGAGAAAAGGAAGAGAAAGAGGGAAGCAGAGAUGUGCAGGAAAAUUGAGGAGGAAAAAGAGAAAGCCCAGGCAGAAUCGGCCGAUAAGCUUCUAAAAGCCGUGUGUGAAAAACUAAAGCAAUCUCUCUCGGAUACUGACAACUCAAAAAAGGGCAAGAAAUAGAGUGGAAACUUGUGGCAGAUUCAUAUGGAAUUUUUUAGGCUUAAAAUGCAAUGUUACACACUGAAUUCCAAAUUAAAUAAAUUUGAUUUUCUUAAAACUUUGAGAAAA